AUGUCCUAUAAUAAUAUCAAUCUAAGUACAUGGACUUCUCAGUACAUAGCAUCAUUUUACUUUAUGACUGUCACUAUGAUCACAGUUGGAUUUGGAGACAUUCUUCCAAAAAAUGAUCUUGAAAUGGUUCUUUCUAUUUCAACUAUGAUUUUCGCUUCUGGCGUUUUUGGGUACUGCCUAAAUCAAGUUGGUGCUAUUUUCAAUAAUUUUUUUUUCGUUGACAACUAGAUAAAGAAAAAGUUAUUAGAAAUUUAGAAAUACAUGAGCAAGAAAAAUAUCGAUUCAAAUCUUUAGCUUUAAAUAAGAGAAUACUUAGAAUAUUAUUGGAGAGAGCAGUCUGAAAUGAGUGAAGAAUAAGAAUAGGACACUAUAUAAAAACUGAGUGAAUCAUUGAGAUCAAAAUUACUUUUCGAAGCAAAUAAAAUUGUCCUAUAAGAUUCACCUAUAUUUAAGCAGAAUUUUUCUAAGUAAGUUAUUGAAAAAACUGUGCCUUUAAUUCAUCAAAUAAAAUAUACGCCUGAAAGCAACAUAUUAAAAAGAGGAGUUUAGGACGAUUAGUCAAUUUAUUUUAUUGAAAAUGGCUCAGUGGAAGUUGUUUUGGAUGCAAAACAAAAAAAUUCUCAAAGUAUUUAUUUAUUAAAAAAAGGUUAAAGCUUUGGAGAGUACACCUUCUUUACUGGCCUACCUAGAGUCGAAAAUAUCCGCUCAAGAGAAUUUACAACAGUAUUAAAAAUUAGUAGAUAAGAUUUUCUCAUGUUACUUUCUAGAUUUCCUGAAGAUGCUGAAACUUUUUGCAAUGUAAGAGAUUAAAUAGCUUAUCUUGAAGACUAUUCAAAAAUUAAUUUAAAAUGUAUGAGCUGUCAUUCAUUAUAUCACCACAUUAAUGAUUGCCAAUACUUGCACUACAUUCCAAAGAAAGCAAGAAUAAUUAAAAGUUAUAAUGACCUAAUAAAUAUUGAAAAUCUGUAACGAUAAAAGUAUGAUAGAAGAGAUGUUAAUAAAGACUACUACUUUAAGAAUUCUAAGGUUAUCAAUUUUGAGGUAGUAAAAUAACUACAAAUGUAUUUAGAAAUAAAUGAGAGUAUUAUGGAUUCUUAGGAUGAAACUUAAUAUAGUGAGGGAUAUUAUAAUACAGAUAAAAUAGAAAACAAUAUUGAUAAGAAUCAUAAGAACUAUUUGGACGAUUGUUAAAAAAUGAAUAAAGCAGCCGAAAAUGAUUGCAACAGCUAAAAUUAUCCCAUUUAAAAAAACAGUCUCUCCAAGUUUGUUUCUUCAAGUAACAAAGUAAUAAAUAUAGAGGAAUAGACAAGCCAUGCUCUAAGUAGCAAUUAAAUACAUGAAAACUUAUCAGAAAAUUAAAUAAACAAUGAAUAUGCUAGGUUUACUUCCUUUUGCAAAGAAAAUUUUACCAACUACUUUGAUAACAAAGCAGAUUUUCAUAAAUAAUUUUCUUUGAAAAGUGUUUAAGAAUCUCCUAUACUUUAAAAUGAAAAAUCUGAGAAGAUAAAUUCAUUUUAAAGCAUAAAUUUUAGUGGUGGAGACAAUAUUUAAAUUUUACUUAAUGCAUAAGAACUGAGUAGUCAGAGAAACAGAAGAAAAAGCUAACCAGAUGAGAUCCAAGAAGCAUCUAAAAAUAGUAUUCAAAAAUAAACUCGCCCAAGCUUUCUAUCAACUUUUAUAAUUAAAAAACAUAAUACAACUAACUCUUUUAGUGAAACAACUGAAGGUUCAUAAAUUUAACUUACUAAAAAUAUAGUCCAAGGUAGUGGCGAUUGUCUAAAAUCCAAAAAAGUAAAAUAAAAUAAAUAAAACAAAGAGAGACAUAGUGAUCAUUAUCCUGAGCUUAUAUAAAUAUUUUAAGGCAUAAUUGCUUAAAUGAAAAAAACAGAAAAACCUGAAUAAUAUUUUUCUAAUGAAAGCAUUAGCACUGAUUUUUAAAAUGAUAUUUAAUUUGGUUUUGAUAAAAUGAAGUAGUUUAUAAAGUAUAAUCCAAGAUUUAAUUAUUCUAGUGUGAUUGGUCGUUUUAAUUAUCUGCAAGAUUAAAGAAGAAAGCUUUUAUAUAAAAAAACUAAUAAGAAUUAAAAGAUGAGACAAACAGUUCUAUUAAGAAAUUCAUAUUUCAAAAAUAAUGAUUCCUUAAGAAGAAACUCAAAAAAUCAAACCAUUUUUGUUAAUUAAUAUGAAAAACCUCCUAAUUAAGAUGCAGAAUCUAUUUCUUCUAAAUUUGUGAAUGCAAAUACUAAUAUAAUUCCUAUCAGUGAUGUAGAUAGCAGUGGCAUGAAAAACACAGACUAAGAAAUUAAAUAAAAAGAUUUUGCUCAAAUAGACUAGAUUAUCAUUAAUUUAAAUUAGAUUUAAGCUAUGUCUGAAAAUAUUUCAGUUAUAAAUUCCAAAUACAAUAACAGCUUAAUUAAAUUAGAUUCUCCUCUACAAGAUAGUGUUUAUUAAGAUUCUGAUUUAAAUAAUGAUUGUGAUAUUUAAAAGUAUUAUGUCAAAGAAGAAAGUGGACUCUCUAGUAUACCAUACUCAUUUAAUAGAAGAAGGUCUAACUUUUAAACAGUUUUCAAUUAAAAUUAAUGA
Molecule: messenger RNA, 2580 nt
Organism: Tetrahymena thermophila SB210
Lineage: Eukaryota; Ciliophora; Oligohymenophorea; Hymenostomatida; Tetrahymenidae
Product: cation channel family protein
Exons: 4
Source: RefSeq, a predicted model, not a curated record